Pseudozyma hubeiensis SY62 is the source of this 1635-nucleotide messenger RNA. Its product is annotated as multidrug transporter. Gene Ontology annotation, molecular function: transmembrane transporter activity. Gene Ontology annotation, biological process: transmembrane transport. The transcript has a single exon. Lineage: Eukaryota; Fungi; Basidiomycota; Ustilaginomycetes; Ustilaginales; Ustilaginaceae. The record is from RefSeq and is a predicted model, not a curated record. Bases 1 to 1635 code for a protein of 544 amino acids.
AUGUCGCCGAAUGAAGAACGGCGUGCAGCAGCAGCUGCAGCUGGGCUGGAUGCGGAGCACGACAUCGAGCAUCAGAGCACUCUCGUCGCAAGCCCAGCCGACUCUUCGACCCCAGAGGUAAACAGCGGCGGCAACGUUGAGGACGACCAUGACGAUCCUUUCCUGGUCAACUUCGAGCACAACGAUCCGAAGGACCCGCGCUCGUUUCCAACAUGGAGGAAGAUCCAGAUCUUGAUCGUCACCAUGCUGCUCGAGCUGUGGGUCAAUGCCAUCUCUUCGAUCUACAGCUUCGGUGCUCUUGAUGUGGCUGCCGAGUUCGGCAUCGGACAAGUUGCCUCUAGGGCGCCCGCCGCGGUGUUUCUAUUUGGUUUCGCCAUUGGGCCCGUCUUUGCAGCACCUUUGUCCGAAGAUUACGGCAGAGUCAUUAUAAUGGUGGUCGGUAUCUCGGCCGUUGCUCUCUUUCAGAUUGGAUGCGCGUUGGCGAAGAACCUCGCGACCCUCGUUAUCCUACGUUUUCUAAGCGGCUGCUUCGGUGCAGUCGCAUUCAAUUCGAUCGGAACGGUGUCCGAUCUUUGGGACUCUGACCACCAGGGCUGGGGAGUCAACGCCUUUGCCAUCUCCGCCGAGGCUGGAGCCACCUUAGGGCCCAUCAUCGGAGCCUUUGUGGUUCAGGAUGCCGGUUGGCGGUGGACAUUCGGCGUAUCCGGAAUAGUUCUCGCCUUUCUCCUUGCGCUCUUCAUCCUCACUGUACCCGAGACCAGAGCCGGAGUCAUCUUGGCGAGGAGAGCAAAGCAGCUGCGGAACGACGACUCUCGAUACUACGCAAGCCACGAAAAGGUGAGGUCUCAACGCACCCUAAGGCAGCUUUUCAAGGAGACCGUUGGUCGGCCUCUUUUUAUGCUCUUCACCGAGCCCAUCGUCUUUUGGUUCACUCUCUUCGACGCCGUCAACUAUGCGGUAAUCUACAUCUUCCUCGAGGCGUUCCCGCUGGUUUUCGAGCCCUACGGAUUCAACACCGGACAGCAAGGUCUCACCUUCUUUGGCGUCCUCAUCGGUUUUUUGAUCGGCUUUGGCUUGCUCGAGUUCCAGCUGAGGUGGUUCAGAUAUGCAGGUAAUAAGAGGCCCGACGGCAUGCCCACGCCUGAGGAUCGAUUGCUCUGGGGCAUUCCGGGUGGGUUCCUGUUUCCUGUCAGCCUGUUCUUCUUCGCCUGGACGUCGUUCCCACCGGUGCCGUGGAUCGUACCUGUCAUCGCGGGAGCCUUGUUCGGCAUCUCGUCGCAUACGCUUUUCUUCAUCGUCUCGGAUUACACGGUCGCCUCGUACUCGAUCUACGCGGCUUCGGCGAUUGCGGCACAGUCCUUCCUGCGCGAGUUCAUGUGCGGCUCGUUUACGCUGAUCACCGAGAUCAUGUACCACAAUGUGGGCUAUCAAUGGGCCAGCUCUAUCCUUGCAUUCAUCGGCGUACCGCUGUCGGUGAUUCCGCUGGUGUUUUACAAGUUCGGUCCCACCAUCCGUAAGCGCAGUAGCUUCGCGAAAGAGUUGCAGGUGGUCGAGGGACGGGAGAAGCGACGUCGUGAGAAGUUGGAGUCGAGAGCUAAUACGUUGACGGCCGAGGCUGAUCAGAAGGCACAGUAA